GUAAACGUUUUUAACUGGUGUUUUUUAUUACAGAUCAGAGGACGUUCCACAACAUUUCCGCCAGCGCAGUGGCAGCCUAGAGUCCCAGUCUCAGCUGACGGAGGCCGAGCCCCCCGUGCCGACCUUCAGCUUCACCCCCGCCCGACGCAGCAACAGCACCGAGAUCCUCGACGAUGGCUCCUCCUACACCAGCCAGUCCAGCGUGGAGUACAGCGUCCCCGGCAACCACACGAACAGGCGCAGAGCUCGCGGCCGCCACAGAAAAGACAUGUACGCCAACACGGGUAGCAUGCCCAACCUGGCUCAGCCUGACAAUCGCCAUGCCAACCAACCGCGAGCCAGACCCACCACCACGGCCUACUAUGUGACGGGUUACCCCAGCUACCCAGAACCAGAGCCUUACGCUAACGGAGUGUACAUGUACGACAACGAGAUGGAGGGACACUACACCGUCAAUCCUUCGUACCACCCAACACAGCCAACUUAUCACAGCCACGAAGUGCACGGUCACUACGGGCACGACGAGAUGGACGGCAUGUCGCAGAACCCGUACGCCACUUUGCGCCCGCCCAGGAAUCGACAGGUCCCCCGCGGCAACGAGCAGCCCGUCAAGAACUUCCAGAAAGCCAUCGUGGCAGAACAUUUGAGAGGCUGGUACCAACGCAACGCACAACAACCACAACAACCACAACAACAACCUGCGUACGGAAACUACGACUACGACAGAGGCUCGCAGCACAGCCUGGGCUAUCAGACCAUGCCUUCAGCCCAGAGCCACAACCACAGGAACAUCGCCUACUCCUCAGUGUCCUCGGCGUCCUUGAGUGGAAACUGGCACGGUCACAUGAGUGUUGGUAGUGCCAUGUCAGAAUACGACAUGCCCGCGCACGCACCGCAGUCCUACUCCUACAGCACGGCGCCCUACAGCCACUCCGCCCACAGCAGAUAUGGCGCCUCCCAGCUUUUAAAAGGCUCCUGGCUCAGCCCCGAAGGCCAGAGGCGCUGUGCCCUUUCCCCUGCUAGCUCUUCCUCUCCGCCCUCUUCCUCCUAUCCCUCCUCUUCCUCCUGCUCCUACUCCCCCGGGUGUCGGGAGAGGCAGCUUUCCUCCAGCCCUUCACGACCAAACUCCUCCAGAGGGCACAGGCUCAGUAAGGUGUCCUUUGCUAAAGAUGUCCCCCAGAGUUUGAGAGGCGGAGCCGUGGUAGGAUGGCGUUCCCUGCACGGCCUUUAGAGUGGCGUGGUGAUGUUGCCUAUGCUACCAAACAAGAGAAAUAACCCCCCCCCCUGUCCCCUCCCAUUAUCAGUCCCAGCACAGCAGAAAGGGUCCUACAUAGAUGUCAACCAAAUGGACCCGCACGUCAGUGACCAAAUGCACACGAACCCAGAGCUGGACGAUAAGAUACACUGGCACGAAGAUUCAAAACCGGGAACAAUAGUGUAAUCGCCGUCUGUCAUCAUCGUUUGAAUUCAUACACCUUGACAAGCUGUCAUUGUGCCUUAGACUGCACUUACCUGUUUUUCUCUGUACGCGAGGAUCCAAAGAAUGAAGGAACUUAACUUUCGUGAGAGUAAAGGAAUCUGUUGCCAAACUGACCCACAACGCUGUGAUCGUACCGAACAAAAAAGCCCACGGGAGCGUCUUCGUGUCUCUAUGGGAGUGCUUGUGGUGAUGAUGAUGCACUGAAACUGUACCAGGACCUGCUGUGGACUGUGUGGUGGAGACAAAGGGAAAGUGGAUUUCACAAAGCGAGGAUUACUGAGCCGCUGCGAACAACCCUCCGCCACACACAUGUAUGAACACUGUAACCAUGAAGGAUCGGACAAGGAGCGAUAAGGACAUUAUCAAAAAAAUGAAGGAUUGAAUGAGUCAAAAGGUGAUGGCUACUUCCUGGAACACUCUGCAGAGCCAGUUGUAUUGUAGCUUGUUACUAACACCCACCAUACUCUUUGUUUGUCAUUUCCAAAGUAUUCUCACUGUCAGUACUUACAAUACAAAUGAGCCAAAUACUUGUCACCAUUCUGAGUAUUACCCACACUUAAAUAUCACUGCCACAUCUGAUCAGUCACUGCAGGAAGACUUUUUUUAUUUGAACAUGGUUAUUUUCAUCCAUGCUGGAAAUCAUGGACUGGUGCUCCUAAUUUCUCUCAAGAGAAUGAAGCCGUAUGUAAAUGUUGGUUUUGUAAAUACACUGGUUCCGUCUUUUUUUAGAGCAUUUGUAUGUAUUUGAAAAGCAUGUAAUAUAUAGUGAAAACAAUGGUUGUUAAGCUGGUUCUUAGUCAUUUGUACAAUUGCAUUUGUUUGAAUAAAAAAAAUCAGCAUUUAGAUCA
Notothenia coriiceps (black rockcod) is the source of this 2328-nucleotide messenger RNA. RefSeq names its product FERM domain-containing protein 4B-like. Lineage: Eukaryota; Metazoa; Chordata; Actinopteri; Perciformes; Nototheniidae. Gene Ontology annotation, biological process: establishment of epithelial cell polarity. The coding region runs from base 269 to 1231 and encodes 320 amino acids. Gene Ontology annotation, cellular component: adherens junction; bicellular tight junction. The transcript has 5 exons. The record is from RefSeq and is a predicted model, not a curated record.